Messenger RNA from Drosophila eugracilis, 3085 nucleotides. RefSeq names its product DDB1- and CUL4-associated factor 5. The transcript is spliced from 7 exons. The coding region runs from base 354 to 2579 and encodes 741 amino acids. Lineage: Eukaryota; Metazoa; Arthropoda; Insecta; Diptera; Drosophilidae. Gene Ontology annotation, molecular function: protein binding. Gene Ontology annotation, cellular component: Cul4-RING E3 ubiquitin ligase complex; cytoplasm. The record is from RefSeq and is a predicted model, not a curated record. Gene Ontology annotation, biological process: negative regulation of fatty acid biosynthetic process.
GUUUCAGUUUUGAUUAGGGAGCGAUGCGAUGUGAUGAUAAACCCGUCGAAACGAGUCGUCGCAGUUCUCUAAAAAAUACACUUAUGUGUUAGCUUUCCUGGCUAUAAUUUACCAGUUUUCUGACCCUUAAAAGUGUGCGAUUGAGUGUUUAUUUUGAUGUAGAAAAGUCACUACGUUUCUACGUAUUUCAAAGCCACAAUUUUUUCUACAUACAGAGCAGCACCGCUGGAGACGAUAUGCGUGGACCGCAGCCCCACUGGAGACCACAACAGAACCUGAAUCCGGACCCAGGAACACUCUAACUAAAGUCUCCUGACUUGCGUGUGAAUAUUACCAAUAUAAAGUCCAGUAAAAUGAGUCUUUUGCGGAACCUGCGCUCCCUGGAGACCCGUAACCUAGACCUCGCCCUCAGCCAUCGGGAGAACCAGUUGCUGACUGGUCACCUUCCCUCAGCUAUUUUCCGCGAGCGACUUAGUGCAGCGGAAAAUCUCUACCAGCGCAACCUAACCGGUCACUUUGGUUGUGUAAAUGCUCUAGAGUUCAGUCCGGGAGGCCAGUUUCUGGUAUCAGGAGGUGACGACAAGAGGGUUUUGCUGUGGAACAUAGACCGAGAGGUGGUGUCCCAAUUGGGAAAACCUCGACCUAUGAACGAGAAGCACGCCAGUAACAUCUUCUGUCUAGGAUUCAACACCCAAAACUCCUACAUCUUUUCAGGGGGAAACGACGACUUGGUUAUCCAACAUGAUCUUGAAACCGGAAAGAUCGUGAACCACUUUUCGCACGAUGGACCCGUCUAUGGUUUGAGUGUAGACAGGACCAGUGACCAUCUUUUGAGCGUGGCCACAGAGCAUGGAGAGAUCCUAGUCUACGAUCUGAGAGCAGGGAAGUCCGAACCGCUGGCCCUGGCCAAAUUCAAAACACCCUUUAAUGCAGUGGAGUUUCACCCCCUCAAUGGGAACUUUCUGGCCACAGCCAAUGCCAAAAAGGGAGCCAUGCUCUGGGAUCUGAGACACCACCAACAGCCCUUCUGCCAGUACAAUUACAUCCCGGAGUCUCCAAGCUGCAUGAGCGUGCGCUUUAAUUGCAAUGGAACCUUGUUGCUUACCCUGCACCGCCGGCUACCUCCGAUCCUUUACAGCCCCGGGGCACCGGAGCCGGUGGCCACCUUCUACCACGACGAGUACUUUAACUCGUGCACAAUGAAGAGCUGUACGUUUGCGGGACCGCAGGACGAGCUGGUGGUCUCGGGUUCCGACAACUUCAACAUGUUCAUAUGGCGUCUGGAUGGAGUAGACUUGGAGGAAAAACACCAGUGGAUUGAAACCCCUCCAGUAAUACUUACUGGCCACCGCUCUAUUGUCAACCAGGUGCGCUACAACCGCCAGCGGUGUCUGUUCGCCUCCUCCGGCGUAGAAAAGAUCAUUAAACUGUGGAGUCCCUUUGCACAGCAGGGCUGGCAAGGAUCCCUGACACAAGCCGAAGCCCUGCCCUACUGCACUCGCGCCCUACAUCGUGAGUCCUCGGAUCACGUGUCCCAGGACUUCAGUGCUCGCAACACGGACGAAGACCAGGUGAUGCUUGCCUUCUUCGACACACUGGUUCAGCGCGAGCUCGAGUCCUGGAGCACCGAUGAUAACCAGAGCGUCUCAAACAGCAGCUCAGAUCCCUCCAGCGAGGAUAGUUCAGCUACAGAGGAGCAUAGCGACGAGGAGCACGAGACGGAUCAAGACCCUCAUUCCGAUCUUAACCAAGGUGAGGGCAUCGAGCCAAUUCAAGACAUCGACACGCCAAACGUCAGUGAACUGAGCUGGCAGACACAUCCGAAUCGCAUCUUCUAUCUAAUCGCCAAAAAGCGGCGCGCUCUACUUCAGUUGGCGGUGAGAGGCACCGCGGGCCAGCCGCGUAAUGUGGACCUAUUGCUCCAACGACUCCUUGGUGAGCAAAAGCAUGCAGCGACUCAGGCGCGGAUUAGUGACUGGCUGGAAGAGACACACCGCAUUUUCGGCGACGACGAGCUACCCACCACGUCAGCGGAAGCGGCGGCCCGGGAGCAGCGACGCCGGGCUUGCGAUCAACUCUACCGGAGUCCUCGGCGGAGUCAUGAAUUGAAAACAGUUGACCCCCUGCAAUCCAGAGUUGGUCAAAGAGGACGCAAGCGAAAACUUAGGAGCCACAGUCUUUCGACCACCAAACAAAGGAGAAAGACUCGCCGACUACGUUCCACGGAUAUGGACGACAGUGGAGCUUCCAAUAACAACGAAAUUCUGGAGGGGAGCGACGACUCCGACGAAGAGGAGCUGUCAUCAGGGGACAAUCUCAACAAUAAUACCAAUGAAAGUGAAGGCAUCCACACCGAGGAGGCUGGGGACAGUUCCUCUACAGCUUCGAUUACCUCAAUGGUGGCUCAUUUGUCUCAGGCUCCCAGCACCUCUAGUUCGUUUCAUUUUCCGCCCGAACUGGAAGCCAACAACAACAUCCAGUUUACGUCCAACAACAAUCACAAGACAGUGAAUGUCAAUGGUCUAAUUCCGGACAUUUGCAAUACAGAGUCAACAGCUUCAACAUCUUCAUCCAUGUAGGUUGUAUUGGAGCUUUGGUCCUGCUAUGCUUUUAUAAGAAAAAUCACCCAUUUUAGUCUGUAUAUCCGCUGAAACACACAUAUUCGUUUAUAUCACAGAUUCAACCCAUAUAAUUAAUUACAACACGUCUACCAAUUAGAAACUAAUUUAAAUGGAAAUGAGAUUUUCAAAAAUUAUGAAUCUUUUUUAUAUCCAUUUAACAAUGUACGUUGAAUACCAAGUUGUUGAUGAAAUGGAUCAAAAUUGUCUAAAAACUUGAUUCUGUCUUUAGCCUUUCUUCAUUUCAAAAAUUAUGAAUCUUUUUUAUAUCCAUUUAACAAUGUACAUUAAUUACCAAGUUGUUGAUGAAAUGGAACAAAAUUGUCUAAAAACUUGAUUCUGUCUUUAGCCUUUCUUCAUUCCCAGAAUUCAUCCCCACUGAAGGAUUUCAUUUAAUCGUUUCCAGAUUUACUUUAUCUAAAAUUUGCAUACAUUUUAUUGCAUAAAAUAAACUCUCCUUUAAAGUU